Molecule: messenger RNA, 5662 nt
Organism: Pogoniulus pusillus (Red-fronted tinkerbird)
Lineage: Eukaryota; Metazoa; Chordata; Aves; Piciformes; Lybiidae
Gene: RAB11FIP3
Product: RAB11 family interacting protein 3
Exons: 15
Coding region: 438-2483 (681 amino acids)
Biological process (GO): endocytic recycling; regulation of cytokinesis
Cellular component (GO): endocytic vesicle; cleavage furrow; midbody
Molecular function (GO): calcium ion binding
Source: RefSeq, a predicted model, not a curated record
ACGAGUGACGUCACCGCUCCGGCUACUGCGGCGGCGGCGGCCGGGUUGGAUCUGGUGUUUGGCCGUGGGCUGCCCCCGGCGCGGCGGCGUGGGCAGGCAGGUGGCGGGGCUGUCCCUCAGUGCCCUCGUCUCCUUCUCCCCACACCCCCGAGCCCACCGAACCCCGCGUACCCUACGGUGCUCGGAGGCACCGUUCCCGGGCGGGCGGGGCGGGGUCGACGCCGCCUCGCACAAAGCCGUGUGUGCCCGGGUGCGGGCGGAGCUGUCGCUGGGACCGCACCGGCUUCGCUGCAUUGGCAUCAUCAGCGCCCCGAUACCGGUAUCGCCGCCCCUGCAGCCGGGCGACCGCGAUGUGAAGGGGUGAUGGGCGCGGGGCAUGGCCGCCGGGCAGCGGUGGGGCGGGCGGCGGCGGCGGGCGCUGAGCGCCGCCGGUGAAAAUGGAGCCGCCACCGCCGGCGGCCGUGCCCGAGCCCCGGCUCCCCCUCGGGCCGCAGCGGGACGGGACGGGUCUGGAGCCGGAGCUGGAACCAGAGCCGGAGUCGGGCCUCUGGCUACUUGAGGCCGCCGAGCCCAUCCCGGGGCCGCCGCCGUGGUCCCCUCCGGAGCAUGGGGACUGCCUGGUCUUGGAGGGUUCCGCCGAGACCCCGGCUCGGGCGGAGGAGGAAGAGCCGCGUCUCCGGCCCGUUUUCGACGCCCUGGACCGCGACGGCGAUGGCUUCGUGCGGGUGGAAGAAUUCGUCCAGUUUGCCACGGCCUACGGUGCCGAACAGGUGAAGGACCUAACGAAGUACCUGGAUCCCAGCGGGCUUGGAGUCAUCAGCUUCGAAGAUUUCCAUCGAGGGAUCAGAGCUAUCAGAAAUGGAGACCCCGACAGCCAGCUGUAUGAUAUGGGCUACACCCCCGAGGAGGAGACCUCAGCCUGCCCUGAUGAGUUCGAUGACUUCGUCACCUUUGAGGCCAAUGAGGUGACAGACAGUGCCUACAUGGGCUCAGAGAGCACCUACAGUGAGUGCGAGACCUUCACGGACGAGGACAGCAGCACCCUGGUGCCACAGGAGCUGCAGGACGAGGUGGAGACCGACAGUGCCAUCGGCAGUGCCAUCGACAGUGCCAUCGACUCGGCCGUGCCCUCCGAGCUCACCGACCCCAGCGAGGAGCCCGAGCACGGGUCCCACCCCCACGAGCUGGCUCUGGGCUCGGAGCUGAGCCCCUCCCUGGUGAGGGUGAUCAGCGGCGAGGAGCACUUCGAGGACUACGGCGAAGGGCAGGAAGCAGAGCUGUUCCCGGAUGGCCUGUGCAACGGGCAGAGCAGCCUGGGCACCGCCUCCCUCCUCUCGCCCAGCAGCACCCCUCUGGCUGCCCAGCUCCGCAGCGUGCUGGCAGAGGAAGCUUUUGAGUUUUACUGUAGCCAGUGCCACAAACAGAUCAACCGCCUGGAGGACCUCUCUGCUCGCCUGAGUGACCUUGAAAUGAAUAGCCCCAAUAAGAGGCUCUCCAGCAAGAAGGUGGCAAGGCAGCUGCACCAGACCAGCACGCUGGCCGUGGCCGUCAUGGAGGAGUCCUACCGGGAGGCCCUGGAGUGCACCGAGGAGGACAUCACCGACAAGGUGGUGUUCCUGGAGAAGAGGGUGACAGAGCUGGAGAAGGACACAGCUGCCAACGGGGAGCAGCACAGCCGCCUGCGGCAGGAGAACCUGCAGCUGGUGCACAGGGCAAAUGCUCUCGAGGAACAGCUGAAGGAGCAGGAGCUGAGAGCUGAUCAAACGCUCCUGGAGGAGAUCAAGAAGCAGAGGGAGCUGCUGAGCAAAAUGGAAAGGGAGAAGAGCAUCGAGAUUGAGAACCUGCAGGCCAGGCUGCAGCAGCUGGACGAUGAGAACAGUGAGCUGAGGUCCUGCGUGCCCUGCCUGAGAGCCAGCAUCGAGCGGCUGGAGGAGGAGAAGCAGAAGCUGCUGGAUGAGAUUGAGGAGCUGAGUGUGCAGCUGGCAGAGGAGCAGGAGAAGAGGAGGAAGCUGGGGGACAAGCUGAGCCAGGAGAGGCACCACUUCCAGAAGGAGAAGGAGUCAACACAGGAGCUCAUCGAGGACCUGAGGAAGCAGCUGGAGCACCUGCAGCUCUUCAAGCUGGAGGCUGAGCAGCGGCGGGGCAGGAGCAGCAGCAUGGGGCUGCAGGAGUACAACAGCAGGACACGGGAGACAGAGCUGGAGCAGGAGAUCAAACAGCUCAAGCAGGACAACAGGAGCCUGAAGGAGCAAAAUGAUGAACUCAACGGGCAGAUCAUCAACCUCAGCAUCCAGGGAGCCAAGAACCUCUUCUCAGCCUCCUUCUCUGAAUCCCUGGCAGCAGAGAUCAGCUCAGUCUCCAGAGACGAGCUGAUGGAAGCCAUCCAGAAGCAGGAGGAGAUCAACUUCCGCCUGCAGGACUACAUCGACAGGAUCAUCGUGGCCAUCAUGGAGACCAACCCCUCCAUCCUGGAGGUCAAGUAAGGGCAGCCUGGAGCCGCCCACGCCGCGCGGAUUUGGUGCUCUGAGAGGAUGAAGAGGGCCUGGAAACGUCUUUGCUCUUGAUGAAGGCACAAGGAAGCAUCUCAGCGCUCCAGGGGCCGGACCGGGGCCCCCCGGGGGGUCCCUCUGGCAAACCUGCAGCCAGGCUCUGCUGUCUGACUCUGUCGUUUCAAAUCCCUCCUGGCUGCGAGGGCUGAAAGGGAAGCUGGAGAGGAGCGCAGGCAGCAGCCAGGGAGGAGGCUGCCUGCAGAGCUGGGGACUGCCCCAUCGGCUCCUCUGGCACCUGCUGGGCUGGCAACAGGAGCUUGCCACGCAGGGGGGCUCUGAAGAGAAGGGGUGGGGGGUAGGGUCUUCAAACUGCAGGCUAAGGGAUGGAGAAGGAAGAUGCCCUGCCCAGCAUCUGCUUUGCCAAAGUGUCCCUGACACACUCAGCUGGCUGGGGCAGAGCUGGCAGAGGGGGGGAGGCCUUGGCCAGGGGUUGGGUUGGUUUUGUGGUUCGUUGGUUGUUCUUUUUUUUUCAAGUCUUAACUUAAUGCAGAUGUCCUCACUCAGCUGGCACAGCCAGGCCCUGCUCCCGAGGAGCCAGCUGGCUGCCCCAGCUCACCCUGCCUGGCAGCACGGGGCAGGGCAGCAGCUGCUGUGGGGACAGGGCAUCAGAGCACUUUGUCACCCGCCUCCUUAUUUAUUUUUGUUGUCUGUGGCUCACUCCCCUUGGCACACUUUGGUGUUUGUAGCUCUGCCACCCUCCUCUCUCCGCUGCACGGGGGCUGUGUGUGUCUGAACCAGGCUGGCUCUGAGGGCAGAGGUGCCCUGGUCCCCCCCACUGUGGGCACACAGGGCUGCACAGCCUGCAGGGCCUCUGCCACCUGUGCUGGAGCCCCUAGUGUUGGGGACAAGCAGCAGCAGAGCAGCCUGAGGUGUCCACCUCACAUCCUGAGGUCCCUGGGGACAGUGACCUGUGCCAGUACCAGCUGGAGCAGGGCUCUGCCCAUGAUAGCUGCAGCCUGGAGGGAGAGCCCACGCCUGCCACCUUCCCUGCAGCACCUGGGCUGAACCCUCUGUGCCACGGGGGAGAGCAGAGCAGGGACCAGCAGAGCAGCACCCUGGGAGCCCACAGCCAUGUUGAUAUCAAACAGCUUCUGGCUUGCUGGCACCAGGGAGCCACCAGGUCACCACCCUGUUCCAGGAGCCCACGGCCAGCAGAGUCCCAAGGAUCCAGCUUCAGUUCGUGUGCCAGGCCCCAGGAGCUCUUCUGCUGGCCAGCUUGGGCACAUGCCAGAGAGGCCUGAAGCAGAAGCCACAGUGAUCCCUUGGCCACUGGGCAGGCAGGGGGUGCCUGCACCUCCCCAGACCACUCCCAUAUAGGUGGCACCUCUCCCUUCCCAUGGUGGCACCUCUCCCUUCCCAUGGUGGCACCUCUCCCCGUGGGGUCCCAGCAGCCACUUCCCCCUUUCUCCCCCAGAAGGCAGCUGGUGAGGGGUGGCAGCUGCCACAGCCUUACACCCUGUUUGUUGGGAGGGAGGUCCCUGGUGCCUCACAGGUCCCUGGGCCCAGAGCUGGCCAAGCCUCUCUCAUGACCCUCCCUCUUCCACAGCUCAACCUCCUGUGGCCUCAUGCCUGGCACAAGGGGCUGGGCAAAGACCCCCAAAAAACACCACCAAUCAACAGAGAGAAAAGCAAAGCCACACAAAGCAAAGCAAAAUGAAGCAAACCAACACAAAAUGAAGCAAACCAACACAAAGCCACCCAAAAUGAAGCAAAGCAACCUAAAAUGAAGCAAAACAACACAAACCAAACAAGAAUGAAGCUGACGAGCACAAAAUGAAGCAAACCAACACAAAGCCACCCAAAAUGAAGCAAAGCAACCCAAAAUGAAGCAAAACAACACAAACCAAACAAGAAUGAAGCUGACCAGCACAAAAUGAAGCAAACCAACACAAAGCCACCCAAAAUGAAGCAAAGCAACCCAAAAUGAAGCAAAACAACACAAACCAAACAAGAAUGAAGCUGAACAACACAAAACAAAAUGAAGCAAACCAACACAAACCAAACCAGAAUGAAGCAAACCAAACCAGAAUGAAGCAAACCAAACCAGAAUGAAGCAAAGCAACACAAACCAAACGAGAAUGAAGCUGAACAACACAAACCAGAUCAAAAUGAAGCAAAACAACACAAACCAAACGAGAAUGAAGCUGAACAACACAAACCAAACCAAACUGAAGUAAAGCAACACAAGAUGAAGCAAACCAACACAAACCAAACCAGAAGGAAGCAGAACAACACAACGCAGAGCAAAGCAAAACAACACAAAUCAAGACAACCCCGACCCAAGACCAACCCAACCCUUGGUGGCUGAGGGGUAGGGGGGUACCCAGGCCCUCUCCCAUUGCUGGCAUCCCCCUCCCUGCCACCCCCCCUCCCCCCAACCCUGAGCCUCCUCCACCCUUCCCCUCCCCCCAGGCAGAAGCCAGGGCAAUGUACAUUUGCAGAGAAGCUUUUUGGGUGUAAAUCAGUUGUAAAGUUGGAGAGGGAAAAAAACAUUUUUCUACCUUGUAGAGUUUAGGUAUUUUUAUAGAAGGGAGGUCACUCAUUUUUUUAAUACUUUAAAAGAAGAGACAAAAGUUAUCUCCAAAGCAUCUAUAUAUAGCUGUACAAAUCUAUAAAUAGCAGAGAUCUGCCUUUCUAGCCUUGGGAUCCUGGAUCCUCAGGCCUCAAACAAUCAUCUCUUGGAAGGGAGGUGGGAGGUGGGGGGGUGGAGGGGGAAGGGGAGGAGGUUGGGAUCUUUUAUUUUAUUGUGGGUUGGGAGUUUUUGUUUGUUUGUUUCCCAAGAGGUACUGUAACUGUAAAUAAGCACCAGGGAUCAAAAAAAAACAAACCAACAACAACAACGAAGCAAACAGAAGUUGUAAGCAAAAGCAAAGCACUGACUUGCACAUUCCCCCACGCUUUAAAGGUCCCUAUGGAAGGAAAUAAAAGUGGAAAAAUCACCCCAGAAAAAAACUAAUUCCCCCACCCCCCCCAAAAAAAAAAAGUUCCUUCUUUCCUCUGGCCUGGUAUGUGGAGGAAGUUUUCAACCCCCCCAUCCCCAAGAGGCAAGCCCAGUGUUGUCUGCAAUGAUGUAUAUCAAUUCUUGUUGGAUUAAAAGCUGUUACUACUGCUGC